Molecule: messenger RNA, 2046 nt
Organism: Bombina bombina (fire-bellied toad)
Lineage: Eukaryota; Metazoa; Chordata; Amphibia; Anura; Bombinatoridae
Gene: PYCR1
Product: pyrroline-5-carboxylate reductase 1
Exons: 8
Coding region: 198-1139 (313 amino acids)
Biological process (GO): L-proline biosynthetic process
Molecular function (GO): pyrroline-5-carboxylate reductase activity
Source: RefSeq, a predicted model, not a curated record
UGGUUUAAUUAUGCUCCGUGAAGCUUCACCAAUUACUGCUGUGGGCGGAGCCAGGCACGCGGUUCUAGUUCUACACUACAGAUCUUCACAAAAUACCGGUGUUGUGUCGAAACUGGUGGUGUUUGUCACCCGAGAGAACUGGAGGUGCCAAAGCUUUCCCUAAUUUCCUGUACAGUCUUAUCCACACAAACGCCAUCAUGAGUGUUGGGUUUAUAGGUGCUGGACAACUGACCUACGCCCUGGUGAGGGGCUUCACGGCAGCAGGAGUGUUAGCAGCGCACAAGAUUACCGCAAGUUCUCCAGAAACAGAGCUGCAGACAGUAGCUGGACUCCGGAAAAUUGGUAUAAACUUCAGUAAUAGUAAUAAGGACACAGUGAAGAACAGUGACGUCCUGUUCCUGGCGGUGAAACCCCCCAUAAUCCCAUUUGUGCUGGAUGAAAUUGGCUCUGAGCUAGAGGACCGCCAUAUGGUUGUAUCGUGUGCCGCAGGUGUCACCAUCAGCUCUAUUGAAAAGAAACUUAGCUUGUUUCAUCCAGCUCCCAAGGUGCUCCGCUGCAUGACCAACACACCUGUGAUUGUGAGGGAAGGGGCCACAGUCUACGCCACAGGGACCCAUGCAGCGGUUGAGGAUGGGAAGUUAUUAGAGCAGCUAAUGGCGAGUGUGGGCUUUUGCACUGAAGUGGAGGAAGAUCUGAUUGAUGCAGUCACCGGGCUGAGUGGCAGUGGACCUGCUUAUGCAUUUACAGCCCUAGACGCUCUUGCGGAUGGAGGAGUAAAAAUGGGUCUCCCCAGACGCCUUGCAGUUCGUCUUGGAGCUCAGGCCAUGCUGGGGGCAGCAAAAAUGCUUCUGGAAUCCGAGCAACACCCAAGUCAGCUGAAAGACAAUGUAUGUUCCCCUGGAGGUGCCACUAUUUAUGCUCUACACUUACUUGAGAGUGGGGGAUUCCGAUCUCUGCUUAUCAAUGCUGUGGAGGCAUCCUGCAUCAGGACAAGGGAACUCCAGUAUGUGGCAGACCAAGAGAAGAUCCCUGCAGCUGCAAUUAAGAAGACCACAUUAAGCCAAGUGCAGAGAGAAUCCCCAUCAGUUUCUACAGCCCCUCAGGGAGCCAAAGUCAGUCUGUUCAACAAGAAGUACUGAGUGGUCCCCUACUCAUAAAAAGCUAUAAUCCGAAGUGGAGUGGGCAAAUGCAGGAAUGUAUGUGGUGGUGAGACUGGGUGUUUUCAGGGGAAAGAAGGGUGUAUGUGAGAAUAGAAAGUGAAAGUGUUUUGCUUGGGAUUUUGUGUGUAGAAAUAUUUGAAUGAAUAGAGUGAAAUGAAUGGAUUGUGUUAUAUAAUCGGGGACGAUUUAUACAUCCUGGUCUCAUUUUUAAUAUUCUCUGUAAAAAGCAAAGUUUUAAUAUUUUAAUCAUUAUCUGCCAUGGUUUAUAUGCACAGAUCUUCAUACCAUUUACAGACUCUCACAUUAUUAUUAUUAUUAUAACAUUAUUUAAUGCUAGAAGAUAAAUGAGACUUUUUAUACUAAUUUUAAUUUCCAAAGCAGUAAAAUACCUCUUUAUUACAUGGGCUUCUUUUAUAUGAUUAUCUUUAGUAAAAUGAUUUUACACUCAUGACUUAAGUGUCACUUAGGGCUUGAUGAUGAAAAGUUUGCAGGCAUGGAGAGAAAUUGUGCAAACUCUUGCUUUUUUUCCAGCAUUAUAUUGAAAAGUAUGUACAGUAUCUGUCCUUCGCUUGCUGAAUCCUGUAUAUUGAGAUAAAUAGCUCUCAAGCUAAAUUUCUCCUUUCCAAAAUUAUUUGAGGGACUUCACAGUAAUCUUAGAUAAUCUUGCCUGAGCAGACCGCUUUAGAUCAUCAGACCCUAAUUGUAUUGUUACCAUUCCAUAACCCACAUACUUCGUGUCCUUCAUACUUUCUCUUCUUCCUUCUGCACAAUACUGUAGACCUGUCUCCCCCACCACGUGGAUCACACUGCAAAAUGAAACGGCUUUACACAUAGCAAACCAUUCCACUUCUGUCUGAUGGCUUUUUAAUAAAAGAAAUUAAUACUU